ACAUUAUUAGACUAGAGAAUAGCUAGUAAAGUGAGUUACAAUUAUUAUCAAGGAAAUCAGUGAUUUGCGUCACCAAUAUUAAUCCCCAGCAGCCAGGCCAAUUUAGCAGUAUUGCUAAUUUUUAAGUGCAAUUGUGGAUUUAAGUUCGUUUUUAAACAAAAUUUCGUAGCUAAAAUUGAGAGAUUUAAUUGAAUUGAAGGACAAAUAUUGAAAGUUAAUUUAGGUCAACUCUGAAUUUAAAUAUCAAAUAUUUUUAAUUACCCAAGCAAUCGGGAAAUACAAUUUAUUACACAUUAUUGUUGGAGACUAGAGUGAAGAAGUUCUAUUUGCUGAUCGAGCUGAAGAAGAAACUAAAGAAAGAUUGAUUUGAAGUAUCCACGUGAAAUAUUUUUGUGAUUAUUACUAUCAAUUAAUCGAAAUUUUGUGUGGGGAGAAAGUGUGCCUUUUUUGGUGCCGUGAGAGCAAAUUAUGAGAUUGAGAUGAGUGUGACCCGGAGACGAGUCAGUUCGAAAUCAGAGGACACGACGGAAAUAGACAAGUUGCUCCCAGCCGCCGGAUCAUCCAAAUCCUACACCAAUUUGUGGAGGGACGAGGAGGACAAGGAAAAUAACAUGGGUCGCGACAGAACUUCAGAAUUCCAGUCCGCUUUGCGCUCACUCCAGGGUCGAGCCCAAAUGCGACAACCUAACGCCCUAAAUAUUACCAACAACAAAGUCAAUCGAAAUCUGGAUCAGUACUCCGAAUUUAUGAGAAUCGCAAAAUCCAUCGGUGGAAAUAUCGCAAAGACAUACAGCAAAUUGGAGAAACUCGCACUACUCGCAAAACGAAAAUCUUUAUUCGACGACAAAUCUGUUGAGAUUCAAGAAUUAACAUUUAUCAUCAAAGAAGAUAUAAAUGCAUUGAAUCAAGAUAUAGCUAAGCUUCAAAAGUUUGCUCGAGGAAAUCAAACGGUUAAUGGAAAACAUCUCCAAUCACAUUCAUCUGGAGUGGUUGUAGGCCUUCAAUCUAGAUUAGCUACAAUGUCGAACGAAUUUAAGCAAGUCUUGCAAGUUCGUACGGAAAAUCUUAAAGAACAGAGGUCUAGACAGGACCAGUUUACGCAAGGCCCAGUAACGUCUACGCUACCUCCUUCUGCGUUAACUGGAUACUACAAAGGAUCUGCAUUAGUUCCGGACGAUAGUUACGCAGGAGAUGUAGCAAUUGACAUGGGAGGAGAAAGCGGUGGUGCUGGAGCGUUGCGGCACCGUCAAGCCCAACUUUAUGGUCAAGACGAGACUGAGUCAUAUCUAUCUAGUAGAGCAGAAGCCAUGCAAUCUAUUGAAUCCACUAUUGUCGAACUCGGUGGGAUUUUUCAACAGUUGGCUAUGAUGGUCAAAGAACAAGAGGAAGUUGUUCAAAGGAUAGACAGCAACGUUGAAGAUGCAGAAAUGAAUGUAGAAGCUGCGCAUACCGAAUUGCUAAAAUAUUUUCGCUCAGUGACGUCCAAUCGAUGGCUAAUGAUAAAAGUUUUUGCACUUCUCAUAUUCUUUUUCGUAAUAUUUAUAAUAUUCCUAACAUGAAACUAAGUAUGUGAGAAUGUUUUACUAAAUUUAACUACUCCGACGCAUGUUUUCUAUACAAAUUUCCAGAUACCAUUGUGCUAUAAAAAUUUAUAAAUCAAAUCAUUCCUUUUUAAAAAUUUACUCGGAGCAAUUUAGUUUAUUUCAUGCAUUCGUAAUAUGCGUUUGCAUAUUACAUAUUAUUAUUAUGAAGGAGGAAAGUAAACUUUUACUUGUCAAUCAUACAUUAUUUUGUCGAAUGAAGCAUUAAAGGAUAUCACUAUUUCUGUA
Folsomia candida is the source of this 1829-nucleotide messenger RNA. RefSeq names its product syntaxin-5 (gene Syx5). Gene Ontology annotation, molecular function: SNARE binding; SNAP receptor activity. Gene Ontology annotation, biological process: intracellular protein transport; vesicle fusion; endoplasmic reticulum to Golgi vesicle-mediated transport. NCBI's taxonomy places the organism in Eukaryota, Metazoa, Arthropoda, Collembola, Entomobryomorpha, Isotomidae. Gene Ontology annotation, cellular component: SNARE complex; endomembrane system; Golgi membrane. Bases 480 to 1559 code for a protein of 359 amino acids. The record is from RefSeq and is a predicted model, not a curated record. The transcript has 8 exons.